AUGGUUGAAAGACAGUACAAAGGAUAUUACAACAGGCCAUAUAGCAGAUACAGAGCUAGGAGCAAUUUUCAAAAGAAUAACAACGAAGGAUAUGCUGAGCAAGAUAUGGAUGGAGAUGAUAGAAAUAUAACUAACAGAACUCCAUCUCCAUCUCCUUCAUUUUCAUCGUCUUCAUUGAAUGACUUCAAGACUGCUCCAAUAGCAUCAAAAAAAAAGUACUAUGGUAAAUCAUCAAAAUAUAAUAACAACCAUAGUAAUUUUCAUCAUAAAGAUAACGAUUCAAACAGUUAUAAAAACAGUAAUGGUGGGAACAAAUCACAUUAUAUUUAUAACAGAGACAAGGAAUUGAUUAAUGAUUCAAGCUCAAAAACAAAGAGAUAUUUAAGGUUUAAUAGUAGUAGCGGCAAUAAUCAUAAAGCUGAAAAUAAUAGUGAGGAAUAUGGAUUGAUCAGUAGAAAUAAUGAUAACAAUAAAUUGCAGAAAUCAUAUGAAUUGAGGAUCAAAUACUUUGAGAAAAUUCAAAGGGAUUUUUUGAAAAGUAUAACAGAAAACAAAAACAAAGAAUUAAAUAGAUUAUUUGAAGAUAGUGAAACUGAAAGAGAUACAGAAAAAGAUCAGGCAACGGAAAAGGAGAUGCAAAUACAAAAUAGUGGAAGCAAGCAUAAAAAUCAAAUAAAAAGUACAAAUAAUGUUGAAGUUAAAACUGAGAAAGAAAAUGCUGUUGAAAAGACACUAUUUGAAUUAAGAAUCUUGAGAGAAAGCUUAUUGAACAAUGAAAUCGAUGAGUUUACAAUAAAAGUGUAUUUAUAUUCAAUUAAAAUUGCAGUCAGUUUGGGAUACUACGAAACUUAUUUGCCCUCAAUAUUAUUUUUGAUCUCCAAUGUUAUAAAUAACGACGAUAAACAAAUGUUAUUAAUGGAGUACGAAAUUAAAGAGAUUAUAAGUAUCUAUAUUCUACACCUAUUGCAUUUCAACAAUAGAAUUAAUAAAACAGAUGAAAUACACAACAUUCAAGAAUUGAAUGAGAUUUUUAGUAACGAUCUUAAUAUCAAUCUUUGCUACAAGUUAUACUAUAGAUAUGAGAUUAAUGACAACGUUAUACUAAGUUUUAUCAACUCAAUCAGUGCAAGAAGCUUCUACAAAUGGUUUGAGACAUAUAAAAUAUUGGAAACCAAUUUAAACCUAAGUUAUUUGAACCUAUUGAGAAAAUUUGGCAUUAACAUGAAUAUAAUUUAUUUGAUCUUUCAUAUAAACAGCUGCUAUCCCCGGAUCAAGAUCAGUGAUUUUGAAAAGGAUUUCCUAUUAAAUGUAGAAGAUAUUGAUCUUGACUACAUUGUCGACAAGUACGGAUCAGCCAGGUCCAGGUUGAAAUUGUGUAAUCAUUGGAUAAUCGACAGAGAGAACAAUUACAUAGUGAUUAAAGAGAAAUCCCAAAAAAGGAAAUAA
Messenger RNA from Ascoidea rubescens DSM 1968, 1446 nucleotides. RefSeq lists its product as uncharacterized. The record is from RefSeq and is a predicted model, not a curated record. The transcript has a single exon. Bases 1 to 1446 code for a protein of 481 amino acids. Lineage: Eukaryota; Fungi; Ascomycota; Saccharomycetes; Ascoideales; Ascoideaceae.